GUCCCGAGGCCUUCCGGAGACGCCCCCGGGAGCGCGAGCAUGGCGGGCGAGCGCCGCCCCGUGCCCCGGCUGCCGGGCGUUUCGCGGGAGCGGUUCCUGCAGCACCUCUAUCCACAGAGAAAACCACUUGUGUUAGAAGGAAUUGAUUUGGGGUCAUGCACAAGCAAAUGGACAGUGGAUUACCUAAGCCAAGUUGGAGGGACGAAAGAAGUAAAAAUUCAUGUUUCUACAGUUGCACAGAUGGACUUCAUUAGUAAGAACUUUGUAUAUAGAACUUUACCUUUUGACAAGUUAGUUCAGAGGGCCGCUGAAGAUAAGCAUGAUGAAUUCUUCAUUUCAGAGGAUGAGAAAUACUAUUUACGGUCACUUGGAGAAGAUCCUAGAAAGGAUGUUGCAGAUAUCCGGAAGCAGUUUCCUUCAUUAGAAGGAGAUAUUAAGUUUCCAAAAUUCUUCAGAGAGGAACAGUUCUUUUCCAGCGUUUUUCGAAUUAGUUCACCUGGAUUACAACUUUGGACUCACUAUGAUGUAAUGGAUAACUUCUUAAUACAAGUGACAGGGAAAAAACGUGUUGUAUUAUUCAGUCCUCGAGAUGCCCAGUAUUUAUAUUUAUCAGGUUCUAAAUCUAAAGUAUUGAAUAUAGAUAACCCAGACUUGGCUAAAUACCCACUGUUUUCCAAGGCUAGAAGGUAUGAAUGUUCCCUUGAAGCUGGUGAUGUGUUAUUCAUUCCUGCUUUAUGGUUCCAUAAUGUGAUUUCUGAAGAGUUUGGAGUGGGAGUGAAUGUCUUUUGGAAGCACCUUCCAUCUGAAUGCUAUGAUAAAACAGAUACCUAUGGCAACAAAGACCCUGUUGCAGCAUCAAGAGCCGCACAGAUCUUGGACAGAGCCUUAAAAACACUGGCUGAAUUGCCAGAGGAAUACAGGGACUUCUAUGCGCGGCAAAUGGUCUUACAGAUUCAAGACAAAGCCUACAGCAAGAACUUUGAAUAAAAAAAAAAAAAAUGAAGUGAAUGUGGUGAAAUAAACAUUUCAGUAAGAUUUAGGUGGAAUACUGGAAAAAUAUUAAUAAAUUUUAAAAAUACUUAUUCUUAAAAAAGGAAAGAAAUCUCAGAUUAAGUAUAAAGGGAAGGUGUAUUGCUUCUACUUGAUACAAACUGUUAGAAGUUUAAAUAACAUUGUAGUAGAAUCACUGUAGCUUUGCAGAUGCAAAUAAUAGAAGUACCACUCAAACAAUAAGACUCUAUAUUGAGUCAUGUUCCAUGAAAUCUUCUGUUCAAAUAGGUUUCAUUAUUUCUGAUCCAGUGAUUCAGUAAUGUUACCAAAAACUUUUGUUGUUUACCCUUGCUUGCUUUUCAGCCACAGCACUGGCAUCAGCCUGAGACUGGCUACCCUUGUGGUCAUGGGAUGGUUGCCAGUAGCAGUUGGGGCCUUGUGCAUCUUCAUUUACAUGCACCAGAAGAGUCUGGCUGGAUUUCAGGGGCCCUGUCAAUCUGAAGUUGUCCCAGAAUAAUCUACCAGACCCUGGGAUCUUGGUGCUCUAAUGGGCUUGGAUUCAUAUAUCCUUGCUCCAGUCUUUGGCAAAGGGUAUGAAAUAAUACGUAGGUCAGUUAGGCCUAUCAGAGCUGGGAGAAAGAAUCUUCCUUUGAUAGAGCCAAAGUGUUUAAUUUUUAAAAUCAAAGUCCUGUUAAGAAAGGAAAAAAGGUAGAAAAAAAAAGGUAGAAACUAAGGAUGUUGUCUCCUACAUUUGUUGCUGUAAUCAAACUCUUUGAGACAUUUUUUUUAGGUUAAGAUGCCUAGGUGUCAACUUGUUUGUAGAUUUUUUGAAUCAUUACAUUUGGGGUUUGGGUUAGGUACCUAAUAAACCCUGCAGGAUGUUUUGGUGCAUAACCAGGACUAAGAAUCACAAGAUUGAUUGGUUAUAGUGUUUAGAUGACUUUCUCUGACUUAUCCAUAGCAUGGUUAAUCUGAUCAUGUUUCUUCUUGUCAACCAGGACUAAGAAUCACAAGAUUGAUUGGUUAUAGUGUUUAGAUGACUUUCUCUGACUUAUCCAUAGCAUGGUUAAUCUGAUCAUGUUUCUUCUUGUCAACCAGGACUAAGAAUCACAAGAUUGAUUGGUUAUAGUGUUUAGAUGACUUUCUCUGACUUAUCCAUAGCAUGGUUAAUCUGAUCUGAUCAUGUUUCUUCUUGUCAACCUAUGGUAAAUCUGUUUUUCUUGUUUGUUUUGAAUGUUUGAAGCUCUCUCUGCUAAAUUUUCACCUACCUUUUUCCUUUUAUAAAAAAAAAUACUAUAUGAAAAGCCCUUAAGAGUUCAACCUCCAAUACCAUUAAAGGAAAAAAUGAAAUACUGUUUCAAGAGAGAUCUUAGUAUUGUCUUUGAAGACAACGAACCCCAUUGUAUAUAUUAUUGUUUUGUGUUGCAGUCAGUAAAGACCAAAUAUAUUUACUGAAUACAAAUGUUCCCAUCUAAAGUUAUAUACAUUGACUUGGUACAUCUGAAUUAUGGAAUAAAUAAUUUUCUCUACUGAAGAUAAUCCAUUUACUCAUGUUCUGUAUUUAGAGAUGAAUUAGUUUCAGGCAUAAAAAAUAAUAAAAAAUAAUACACAAACAGGAAAAAGCAUAUAAAACAUUCUACCUUUCCUGAGAAUCUUUUCUUAAGAGGUGCUAAGUUACUGAGAUCAAUAGAGGUGGAAAAAUCUAAUUCUUAUAAGAACUUCAGUGAUCCUUUUACUUCAGGAAGGAAAAAGACAAUACCCUUUUUCUUUGCUUUAUAGUAAGCUUUAAUAAACUUGGUUUUUUUUCCUUAACCAGUAAGAAAAACAGUGCAAAGUAUAAAUCUAAAAGUCAUGUAGAAAACUUGGAAGUAAAACAGAAUUGGUCCACUGAAGAUUUUCAUUUGUCUAGUGGGAAUCAAACUAGGUCGUAAGUAAAUUAAACAACUUAUGAAGCAUGUUUUCCUUAAAACACAAUUCAUAUAUCACAGGGUUGCUACAAAACAGUAGACAUAUAUAGUUAAGGGUAUACACAUAGUUGAUGACUGGUGCUAGUAAUUCUAUUUCAUUAUAUUCCUUUACUAAGAUAUUUGAGGUAGAUUCUCUUGGGAUAUUCUAUUUAGAAAGCUAGACAUGAAUCUUUUGGGAAGUUUUAAAAUUAUUUUCCUGGUCAUAAUUCUUAAUUAUGUUAAAGUCUAUCUUAAGAUCAAAAUGUUUUAAUCUUUUGUUUCUGUGCUAAAGGCAAGUGAAUAUUAUUAACUGCACAUCUCGUGGAUUCAAAAUCUUUUUAAUCACUUUUGUUGCCGAAAGAAAUCUUCCAUAAUAUAGUUAACCCAGAUUGAGAUGAUUGUGAUUGAAAUUGGAUUUACAGUGAUGCCUGUAUUAGUGAUUUACUUUCCCUUCUGAAUAAAUACAGGAGGGAUUUUCUUUCCUAAUAUAUAGACAAAGAUUCAAAAUAAAAUGAAUGAGUACAUGGGAAUACAAAAACAAAAACUAGCCAAGAAUGAGGAAGAAGUAUAUGUACUGGCAUAAAACUUGUCCACUGUAAUUCCAUAAAAAGCUUGAAGCUAUGCACUGUUAUUUGCUUAAAAUCAAAGUAUGCUCUGAAAACUUAUUUACAUACAGUUUUGUAAGGAUACACAAACCACCGAUGGUGUUGCCGAUGAGAAGUGUCUGAAUCACUAGGUAGGAAGACAAAACUGCAGUUAUGAAUUACUUGAAUUUUUGGUCAUAUUAUCCUCUUAAAUACACUUUAAAAAUAGUGUAGUUGUUAGCUUUUCAUUUUUAAUCUGAGUUUUUUUUUCAGUACCAACAUUUACAUUAACAUUUUUAAACAAAUAUGGGAAACAUGACUGACCAAUCGGAACUAUUAAAACAUUUGAAUAUGCAUUAACUUUAGAACGUUUUCACUUAGAAAAUAAAUAUUUUUACUUUUCAGUCUGUGAUGUGAUAGCACUCUUAGGGACCCAGUGAAUUCUUAAUAUCCACUCAACUUAUAAAUUAAAAUUUAAGCUUUCACGUAACUGGAUAGCUAAAGGUCUGUUUUAAAAAUAUUUUACAUUUUAAAGUAUAUUAAGGCCUCACACUGGCAGGCAAUAUGCCACUAGAGCCAUGUUUCAGUUCUUCAUUGUUAGCUUUUCAUGAAUAUUAACAGUGUUUGUCUUGUUACAUGAAUACACUGGAGUUCUAUUCAAUACUUACUUUGAUGAAAUAUCAAAACAAGGGAAAAAAAGUGAACAGCCUUUUGUUUCUGUCAUCCUUUUGAAGCGGCUAUGUGAACAUUUGACAAGAAACUAGUAACUUUCACCUAUAAAAGUUGUCAAAAAACAAUCUAAGGAUCUGACCAGGGUAGAAAAAUACAGGAACUUGGCAGGCAGUGUAGAGUUGGAACUGUACUGUAGUGACUACUUUGGAUAUCUUAAAUAAGUGGACACUAAAGUGAGCAUCCUAAGUGACUGCCUGUCUUUAUUAACUGGUGUGACUGCUGCCAUGUCCCUUGUACCUUUGUAAAAGGGAGCCUGAGUCACCAACCAGGUCUAGUUAUAUUUUAUCCCUAAUGAAGUAUAAAAAGUAGAAAUAAAAAAAUUAUAUGAAGUGUUUCUUGUUUAAAAGGCUCUUAAAUGAAACAGAAUAGCUCUUCUUGACAUGUUUUUAUAGGAAAGGUUUUCAAAGUUGUUCAUUUGAAAGACAUGGAAGUUAAUGAAAACAAACUUAGAAAGCAAGGAUGAGAGGAAGAGUCUCCUUUCAAGUAAUAGUCUGAAUGAACAAUGCUAAGAUAAAAGACAUUCAAACACACUUCUGUAGACUAUUUUAAUUAUACAUUCAUGCUGUGGUGGUAACAAUUUUCACAUUAUUUGUAGGACUAAUUUUCUCAAUUUAAAAGGCACAGUCAAGAGGACACAAUAACAUUUACGUUAACAAACAAAUGUGGAAAUAGGACCAAUCUAAACUAUUUAAACAGAAAACAUUUGAAUAUGGAUGGACUCAGAACAUACGUUCGUUAUGAAAAAUACUUUUACUUUCCAGUAACUGUCUUACUGUGAUGACAUUUAGGGGCCCAGUUAAUUAGUAUCUAUUCAAUUUGUAACAAGUGAAAAACGCAUUCAUAUGACUGGAUAGCUGAACAUCAGAUUUUUACAAAUAUUUCAGAUUUUUCAAGUGAAUUCUAUUACAAGUCCUACCUUAAUAUUUCAAUUAGUCCUGUGAAAAUCACAACCUUUUCUUCCUCUGUCCUUUGACCAUUCAGUAUCUCAGCUAUUUUAUAUUAGAUACAUGGGAAUUUAAUGAACUAGUAUUAAACAAUUUGUUUAACAAAAGCCACCUGAUCAUAGUGCUAAAUAUCAAAGUGACUGGUUUUUGCAAUAGGAAUUUUUGGUGUCAAAAGAGCAGGUAUAUGAAUAAAAUGGAGUGAUAGACAAUUGCUUUGCCUUUAAAAGUUUAGAUACUCUUGUAGCAUCUGGUCUGAAAGGAUCCUUUAUCAUAACUAUGAAUAUUUGGAAUGUGUUUAUAGUCAUCAAAAUAUAAUUCUGGGAAGAAACCAAGAAAUUUGCAUUUUCUAUAUUGUUUUACCAAAUUUAGUUCCUCUUGGUCUUAAGACAUUAAUCUUAUUUUUUCAGUCCUAAAGCAGCACAUUACUUCCCUGCUUAUUUCAUGACCUUCAAGAUUAUUAUUAAGCAAAAAAGUAACUGAUCACUUUUUAUAAUCCUAUAGUUAUGUUUCAAGGUUGGUUGGAAUCCAUUAGAUCUUGGUUUUUCAAAAUGUACUUAUCUAGGUCAAGAAAAAAACGGGCAGAAGGAAACUUCACCCAAAUUAUGUAGCAGCGUUAAACAAAUUCAGUUUUUGAGCCAACAUGAAAUCAUUUGUCUCUCCAAACUUUGCUUUUGUAACUUUUCUUAUAGUAAUGUCACUUUGCAUUUUGGCCAAAGAGAGCUAUUUUCUUUUGGCAGACAAAGAUCAUGCUUCUAAAGAAACUGUUUUAAGUCUGUGGAAUUGUCUCCUUUUCAGUAGAGCACUAACAAAUCAGUAUGUAUUUAUUUUACCUAUGUUGGCCUCUUA
Molecule: messenger RNA, 6042 nt
Organism: Dipodomys spectabilis (banner-tailed kangaroo rat)
Lineage: Eukaryota; Metazoa; Chordata; Mammalia; Rodentia; Heteromyidae
Gene: Tyw5
Product: tRNA-yW synthesizing protein 5
Exons: 8
Coding region: 40-987 (315 amino acids)
Biological process (GO): wybutosine biosynthetic process
Molecular function (GO): 2-oxoglutarate-dependent dioxygenase activity; tRNA binding
Source: RefSeq, a predicted model, not a curated record